AUGAAAAUCCUUAUAGUAAUAAUGCCAGCACUCAGAAGGCAUGAUCUGCAGCAGAUGGUUAGAGAGCAUGCUGCCAAGUGCAAGGAUGAGGGAGUGGAUUACUAUCGCAGCUGGAAGGUAGCAGGAACAAUGCAGGACACAAAGUUUACGCAGGCAGUGAUCUGGGAUCAGAGCAUGGGGCUGUCUCUGCUUUGUUUUCUGAAGAAUGUGCAGAUGAUUGGAGAGUGCUGUCAGACUGGACUGCGGAUUGGAGACUGAUGUCAGGCUGUGUGGUGGAGGAGUGAUUGAAAGAGGCCUUAACAGCAGUUUUGUCUAUUUUUUGUAACAGAACAGAAUUUCUGUUAUGAAACAGAAAAUCAGUUUCUAAACAGUUUUCUGUUUUUUUGCUUGUUAAAACAAAUUUUUUUUCUGUUUUUGAUUCUUGUAAUUCCUGAAU
This is a messenger RNA of Ilex paraguariensis (yerba mate), 436 nucleotides long. Lineage: Eukaryota; Viridiplantae; Streptophyta; Magnoliopsida; Aquifoliales; Aquifoliaceae. The record is from the annotation of a GenBank genome assembly.